This is a messenger RNA of Fusarium graminearum PH-1, 402 nucleotides long. RefSeq lists its product as uncharacterized. The transcript is spliced from 2 exons. Lineage: Eukaryota; Fungi; Ascomycota; Sordariomycetes; Hypocreales; Nectriaceae. The coding region runs from base 1 to 402 and encodes 133 amino acids. The record is from RefSeq and is a predicted model, not a curated record.
AUGGCAGUUUCACCAGAGGCCUACGCCAUCAUACAGCAGAAAAAAGCAAAAUACUGCCGCUUAGCCGACACUCAACAAUGGGAUAUUCGACACGUGAUUACGCAGAACGGCGUGACCUAUGCGUGGUCGUCACUAGCGGAUUGGGCUGCUUUCUUCAACAAUGCGAACAAGGAUUUGCAAGCAAUCCACAAUAUCGGCCCUGCCGAGAUGGAGCAGAUAUCCCCAGAUGAGAUCAAGGCCAACUGGUCGGUUAUAUAUCAUGUUGGCAACAAGGAGCCCGACUCGGGGGCUCAUGGUACUGGAGGCGGAUACUAUCACGAGACCUGGAGGAAGGUUGGAGACGACUGGUUCAUGGAAACAUUGAGGAUGGACCGAUUGUAUUGGAAGCUUUUGACACACUGA